AUGUCUGCUGUCUACGGCGCUUUUCCUACACGUCUCCCAUCCCUGCAGCAGGAGCCCUUGAGGCCAGACAGCAGCAGGAUGAUGUGGAGACCCCCAUUCACACCCAGGGUGGUCUGGCUGAAUGAUGAUAGUGAGGAUGAGGACGAGGAGGAGAAGGGCGCUGAGGCUGCCCCAACAUCGCAGCGUGAGGAGGUGCAGGAGCACCAGCUGCUGCAGGCAGAUCCCAACUGGGAGCUGCCAGAAGAGGAGAAGAAGCAGGAAUACACCCAUGUCCUGCACAACCCCAGAGCAAAGGUGUAUUGGGAAUCCUUCGAGCCUAAAGACCGUGAAGGUUCCACUGUCACAGUCGCUGAGGCCAUGACAGAAGCACAUUCCUACAAUGUGGAGGCUGGUGGGACUCUGCUGAAUACCCUUGUGGAAAGCGAGGUCUCCACUUUGAAGCAGGUGCCCAGGAUUGUGCGGUGCAUCCACCGGUGGUUCAUGACCAACACGGAGGAGUCAGUUGAGCACAGCCUGGACAACACCCUUGUGGAGCUCACCGACGCGCACCCCCAUGAUGUGGUGGUGGCCCUGCUGCGCUGUGCCCCAUCGUGCGACCGGUACUGGGAAACCUGCCCUGAGGGCUCAGGGCUGCCCAGCCUUUAGAGCCCAUCGGUCUGCACAGCCCGUCCCGUGCGGGCUGGCAGACAGAUAGAGACUUUCAGGACCCUCUGGCCCCUCUGUUGCCCAGCCCUGGCACGUCAGCCCCAGCGCCCGCUGCUGUGCUCCCCCUGCCCACCAAGGCACCGCUGCUCAGUCGCCUGCUGCCCGCAGGGGCAGAGCCGCUGGGUGCC
Molecule: messenger RNA, 833 nt
Organism: Columba livia (rock pigeon)
Lineage: Eukaryota; Metazoa; Chordata; Aves; Columbiformes; Columbidae
Exons: 4
Coding region: 1-645 (214 amino acids)
Source: RefSeq, a predicted model, not a curated record